GAGAAGUGCAAUAGCAUCUGGAGAUAUCAAAAUCAAAGCGGAUCACAAAACUACCAUGGCAUCUGGAAAUCUCAAAAUCAACGCAGAGAGGCUCAAUGCCACGCUCCAAGAUACAUGCACGCAAUAUGGCGCUCUUGCAGCUCCUUCAACAGGCAUGUGUCGUCUCACGCUCACACCAGAAGACCAAGCUGCAAGGGACUGGCUAGUCGCCGAAUGCAAGAGCCUGGGAUGCGACGUCAAGAUUGAUCAAAUGGGAAACAUCUUCGCCAUACGUGCGGGCACGGCAAACGACAAGAAGCCAAUUGGCAUGGGCAGCCAUAUGGACACGCAACCCGCAGGCGGGAGAUACGACGGGAUUCUCGGGGUGCAAGCUGGACUCGAAGUCCUGCGAACGCUGCAUGAAAACAACAUCUCGACUCACUGCCCCGUUGCACUCAUCAACUGGACCAACGAAGAAGGCGCCCGCUUCCCCGGCGCAAUGAUGGCGUCUGGCGUCUGGAGCCAGCACUCGUCGACGCCACUGUCAGCCUGCUGGGCUACACGCGACAGUGCCGGUAUCGCCCUCAAAGACGCCCUACAGCAAACAGGGUACCUAGGCUCAACACCCUGCUCACAUGCUGAAAACAGCCUCGAAGCACACUUUGAACUGCACAUUGAACAGGGCCCGCUGUUGGAGCAAGCCGGCAAAACAAUUGGGGUUGUUGAAAGCGUCCAAGCAAUGCAAUGGUACAGCAUCCGCGUCUCGGGCACAGAAGCUCAUUCCGGGACGACGCCCAUGGCCGACAGAGCAGACGCCCUUGUUACGGCUUCGCGCCUCAUCACUGCCGUCCGCGACACGGCACUCAGCUCGGGCCUAGGCGUUGCUACCGUCGGCGUGAUAACCAGCGAUACAGCGUCCCAAGCCACGAUCCCCGGCGGCGUCACCUUCAUCAUCGACAUCCGCUGUCUCAGCGACCAUCUGGUAUCCCAGCUCUCCACCGCCAUCUUCACCGCCUUCGACGCCAUCAUCGCCCAAGAGCAAAACCACACUACAUACACCAUCCAGCGCACCUGGGGGCUCCCCGAAUCCAAAUUCCACACCACCUGCAUCGAUGCCGUGCACAACGCCGCCGUUGCCUGUGUGGGUGAACACCACGUUAUGCGCAUCAAGAGCAGAGCGGGACACGAUAGUGCGUGGACUAGUCGCGUCGUCCCGACUUGUAUGAUUUUUGUGCCGAGUAAAGGGGGUGUUAGUCAUAAUCCCGACGAGUAUACGCGUCCCGAGCAUUGUGCGGUUGGCGCGCAGGUGCUGCUGGAUGCUGUGUUGGGGUAUGAUGGGGUUGUGGCGAGGGGGGAGUAG
Exserohilum turcica Et28A is the source of this 1339-nucleotide messenger RNA. RefSeq lists its product as uncharacterized. Lineage: Eukaryota; Fungi; Ascomycota; Dothideomycetes; Pleosporales; Pleosporaceae. The record is from RefSeq and is a predicted model, not a curated record. Gene Ontology annotation, molecular function: hydrolase activity, acting on carbon-nitrogen (but not peptide) bonds, in linear amidines. Bases 56 to 1339 code for a protein of 427 amino acids. The transcript has 2 exons.